GUGUCCAUCAGUGCUACCCACCUGUGCCCAUCAGUGCCACCCAGCAGUGCCCAUCAGUGCCUACAGUGCCACCCACCAGUGCCCAUCAGUGCUGCCCAGCAGUGCCACCCAUCAAUGCCCAGCAGUGCUGCCAGUCAGUGCCACCCAUCAAUGCCCAGCAGUGCUGCCAGUCAGUGCCACCCAUUAAUGCCCCGCAGUGCUGCCAGUCAGUGCCACCCAUCAUUGUUGCAUAUCAGUGCUGUCUAUCAGUGCCCAUGCCCAUCAGUGCUGCCUAUCAGUGCAGCCUUAUCAACGCACAUCAGUGAAGGAGAAAAAUGACAUGUUUGCAAAAUUGUAUAAUAGAAACAAAGAAAAACUUUUUUUUUCAAAAUUUUUGCUCUUUUUUUUGUUUAUAG
Staurois parvus is the source of this 395-nucleotide messenger RNA. The record is from the annotation of a GenBank genome assembly. NCBI's taxonomy places the organism in Eukaryota, Metazoa, Chordata, Amphibia, Anura, Ranidae.